AUGAGUCGAGUGCCGGUUCUUGCCAUUGUUGCCGUGGUCUUGGUCUUCUGCAUCGCGGGCUCAAAAGAAAACGGCAUCAUUUCAGUAGUCAGUCAGAAAUUGCAAAGAAACCGCCGCCAGGUAGAGGAAAUCAUUGAAAUGGGCGGAUUUGGUAGACCAAUGGAGGAGGUGAUAAUCGAAGAGCCUAUGCGAGGCGGAAUGGGCGGCUACGGAAGAGGAGGCUACGGACGAGGAGGUUAUGGCAGAGGUAUGGGAGGCUACGGAAUGGGCGGACCGGUUGAAGAGAUUAUUGAAAUUGUUUGA
Molecule: messenger RNA, 303 nt
Organism: Soboliphyme baturini
Lineage: Eukaryota; Metazoa; Nematoda; Enoplea; Dioctophymatida; Soboliphymatidae
Source: the annotation of a GenBank genome assembly